Leopardus geoffroyi (Geoffroy's cat) is the source of this 1790-nucleotide messenger RNA. RefSeq names its product major facilitator superfamily domain containing 3 (gene SLC33A2). Gene Ontology annotation, biological process: transmembrane transport. The transcript has 5 exons. The record is from RefSeq and is a predicted model, not a curated record. Lineage: Eukaryota; Metazoa; Chordata; Mammalia; Carnivora; Felidae. Gene Ontology annotation, cellular component: membrane. Bases 509 to 1747 code for a protein of 412 amino acids. Gene Ontology annotation, molecular function: transmembrane transporter activity.
GCCGGACCUGAUAACCUUGGGAAGGACCGGGAUGGGCCACAGACUCAACAUCAGCCAGGCUGCCCGCGGCGCAUGCUCAAGGCUCCCCGGAGUGGCCGCACCCGGAGUGGCCGCACCCGGAGUGGCCACGGGGGGCGCCCGAGGGCGGCCGGCGCUCUGGCCCGCUUCUCAAGCUCUGUGGCCGCCGCAUCUCGCGGCUGCGUAGAGAGCGGUCUAUGGAGGGCGCGCCGCCUCUGGAUCCGAGGGUACCAGUCCGGACGCCAGCCUGCACAGCCCUAACCUGACUGGCCCAGCCCAAGAGCCAUGACGCCGUAUGAUCCCUGACUUCAUCCUGACCGGAGCGGACCCCACCCGGAACCGCUUUGCCUGCCCCUACUCCAAGCCGGACCUCUGAUUCCGAUCCGGGCUCUGACCUGGCCUUGAACCCAGCCCGGGCCACCAGAUUCCAGGCCCAGCCCCAGCCCCUGAUCCCCCAGCACUCGCCCUCGGGCUCCCCGCGCUCCUGGCCAUGCAUGGGAAGCUCCUGCCGCUGGCCGGGCUCUACCUAGUGCAAGGCUUGCCCUAUGGGCUGCAGUCCGGCCUGCUGCCCGUGCUGCUGCGGGCGCGCGGCCUCUCCCUGACACGUGUGGGACUGGCCAAAGUGCUGUACCUGCCGUGGCUGUUUAAACUCGUGUGGGCCCCACUGGUGGACACGCGGGGCUCCCUGAGGGUCUGGCUGAUGCUCAGCACGGCUGCUCUGGGCCUGGUGUGUGGGCUGCUGGCAGUCCUGCCUCCUGCAGAAGCUGGCCAGGCUGCGCUGCCUGUCACCGUGGCGGGGCUGCUUCUGCUGCUGAACCUGGGUGCGGCUGUGCAGGACGUGGCCCUGGACACGCUGGCCGUACAACUCUUGGAGCCAGCCGAGCUAGGGCCUGGUAACACAGUGCAGGUGGUCGCUUAUAAGCUAGGGGCAGUGCUGGCGGGAGGGGGCCUGUUGGCCCUCGUGCCCACCCUCUCCUGGCCCCUGCUCUUUCUGCUCCUGGCUGCCAUCUAUUGGUUGGCUGCUGCCCUGGUCUGGGCUGCACCAGCCCUGCAGCAGUUGCCUGUAUCUCAGCCCUCAGAACGACCCCUCCGCACCCUGCACCUUCUGCAGGAAUUGCUGGCCAUGCCUGGUACUCUGUGGACAGCAGGCUUUGUGCUCACUUACAAACUGGGUGAGCAGGGCGCCAGCAGCUUGUUUCCGCUCUUCCUGCUGGACCAUGGCAUCUCUACUCCAGAGCUGGGCCUGUGGAACGGUGUGGGCGCUGUGGUCUGCUCCAUUGUAGGCUCGUCCCUGGGCGGGGCCCUGCUGGCCAGGCACUGGCAACCACUGCCUUUGCUGAGGUCUGUGCUUCGCUUCCGUCUUGGUGGUCUGGCCUGCCAGACCACCCUGCUCUUCCACCUGGACACCCCGGGGGUCAGGCUGGGCCCCAGCACCGUCCUGAGAGGGGCAGCCUUGUUGAGCCUGUGUCUGCAACACUUCCUGGGGGGCCUGGUUACAACCACCACAUUCACCCUGAUGAUGCACUGCAGCCAGCUGGCACCCAGUGCCCUGCAGGCCACACACUACAGCCUUCUGGCCACUCUGGAGCUGCUGGGGAAGCUGUUCCUGGGCACACUGGCUGGAGCCCUGGCUGACAGCCUGGGGCUGCAUCUCUGCUUCUCCCUCUUCCUUGCUCUCUCAGGCAUGCCCAUUCUGUAUCUGGGUCUGGCACCCAGCACCCUGGCCUGAGCUGGGCGGCCAGCCCACCUAAUAAAGCUGAGCGUGCCCACGG